Linnemannia hyalina is the source of this 675-nucleotide messenger RNA. Lineage: Eukaryota; Fungi; Mortierellomycota; Mortierellomycetes; Mortierellales; Mortierellaceae. The record is from the annotation of a GenBank genome assembly.
AUGCUUCGCAACGUCAUCAGGGCAGCAGCUGUGCCAAGGGUUCAGACACGUGUCGCCCUCCCCGCCAUGGCCCGCUCCAUCCAUAUCUCUUCCACAGUUCUGGCCCACAACACGAACGAUUAUCGUGCCAACCGCGAAAAGUUCCCUGAAGAUGACUUGUCGACCCGCUACACCCCCGGACAGGGACCAUCAGCCCUGGAUAACGCUUCCCAGGCUCUUUUGUUGACCGAGCUGGUCCGCGGUAUGUGGGUCGUCUUGGAGUCCUUCUUCAGACCUCCCUACACCCUCAUGUACCCCUUCGAGAAGGGUGCAUUGUCUCCCCGUUUCCGUGGAGAGCACGCCCUCAGACGCUACCCCUCUGGAGAGGAGCGUUGCAUUGCCUGUAAGCUUUGCGAGGCCAUUUGCCCCGCCCAGGCCAUUACUAUUGAGGCUGAGCCUCGUGAGGAUGGAUCCCGUCGCACGACCCGUUACGAUAUUGACAUGACCAAGUGCAUUUACUGCGGUUUCUGCCAGGAGGCCUGCCCUGUUGAUGCUAUCGUCGAGGGACCCAACUACGAGUACGCCACAGAGACACACGAGGAGCUUUUGUACAACAAGGAGAAGUUGUUGGCCAACGGUGACAAGUGGGAAGUUGAGUUGGCGCGCAACUUGGAGGCUGAUCACCUCUACCGUUAA